Molecule: messenger RNA, 1489 nt
Organism: Frankliniella occidentalis (western flower thrips)
Lineage: Eukaryota; Metazoa; Arthropoda; Insecta; Thysanoptera; Thripidae
Product: protein PRRC2C-like
Exons: 5
Coding region: 139-1098 (319 amino acids)
Source: RefSeq, a predicted model, not a curated record
GCGCCGCGCCGGGCCUAGAGCCGCGCCGGGCCAGGCCGGGCCGAGCCGAGCCGGGCGAGCUUCUCCCGGCGCGGCGGCACCCGCGAUCUCCAGAGGUCUCCCUGGAGUCGCCAGUAGCCCCCGGGACGUUGAUUCAGCAUGGCGAGAACACAGCUCCAGGUGCUCGUGCCGGUGGCCGUCCUGCUGGCGGCGGCGGUGCUCGUCACGGGACCCUCGCAGGCCGCGGCCUCCCCCGUGGCCGGCUUCGGCGACGCCUUCACCACCAUCCCCAAGAAGGUGAUCGGCGCCGUCCUGGGCAAACCGGAGGACGCCGGCGAAGAGACCGCUCACGACCACCACCACCACCUCCACCACCACGAUGCGCCCCCCAAGGCCGGGUCGUCGCCGGCGCCUGCCGCCGCACCCGUCGCUGCACCUGCCGCCGCACCCGCCGCCGCACCCGCAGCUGCACCCACUUCUGCGCCCACCGCUGCCCCCACUUCAGCGGCCACCGCUGCGCCCACAGCUGCGGCCUCCUCGACCGCAGCUGCGCCGACCACAGCCGCGACCGAGCUCCGGCAGGCAGCCCCGGCGUCCUCCUCGACCAAUCAGGAUUACACCGCCGAGCAGCUCAAGGAGUGCCGUAAGAACUGGCUGGACGUGACCAACAGUACCGUCAACCAGAACCUGGACAUCCUCCAAAUCCUGCUGGACAACGGCGGCUUCCCCGGCCAGCUGGAGAAGGGCGUCGAAUGGAAGCGCAACAAGACGGCCGAGGACCCGAACCGCUGGACCUAUUUCUUCGGCGACACCGACUACAAGACGUUCAUCCGCGUGGAGAACGGCGAGGUGUCCUCCAAGGCGGCCCCUGUCCACGGCACGCAGCCCAGGGAGGUGACGGGCGACAUCUGGUGGUCGCCGGAGAACUUCUGCGGCAAACUGAGACACGCCAAAUACAGCCAGACCCCGCAGACUGCGCGGCCCGCUUGGAUCGACGUCGCGGAGGUUUGCUUCGUGAAGGGCGCGGGCGAGGGCUCCAGGCUGCACUGUCUGGAUGUGCUGGGCGACCGAGAAGGCAGCAAGAUAGCCAUGCUCAUUGCCACAAUCGUCGGCGGCUGAAACGUGACAGUGACGUUGUGAAAUUGCCACGCAGAUGUAAUCCUAACGACAGUUGGUUGUUUCUGUUGCUCUUUGAUAUUGGCCCCGCUCCAGUAAUUCAUUUGGAGUUGGUUUGGCCGAUUGCAAUGGCCAACGGACUGAAGGUGAGUGGCUAGCUGCAGCACAGCAGCACCUCGCCUGCGAAAGACUGAUGAGGGCAACGAAAUGUGCCGACGAAAAACACAGUAAGUGUGUAAUAUCCUACUUCCAUGUGUCUGAGUAUUUUAUUGUUGAUCCCUCCAACUGCUGUAAUCAAUGUCGGUUGAGCUCAGACAUGCAAUAAUGUUAAUUAGUUCUGGAGUAAAUUUGCUACUGUAGAACCGUUUAGUGUAAUAAACAAGCGAAAAAAACA